Salvelinus namaycush (lake trout) is the source of this 734-nucleotide messenger RNA. Its product is annotated as insulin-like growth factor 2 mRNA-binding protein 2. Gene Ontology annotation, molecular function: RNA binding. The transcript is spliced from 3 exons. The coding region runs from base 164 to 496 and encodes 110 amino acids. The record is from RefSeq and is a predicted model, not a curated record. Lineage: Eukaryota; Metazoa; Chordata; Actinopteri; Salmoniformes; Salmonidae.
AGCACAUUUCGAGCUGGGGGUCGACUGCAUCUGGGGGGGUGAUUGCUUUUUUCUGCCAGAUUUUUCUAUUUUAUUUUGUAUUUUCUUAUUUAAAAAAAAUACUUUACAGUUGAAUUUCAUUUCCCUGUGAUUUGAUUCCAUAUCAAAGAUUUGCCUUAAGAUCAUGAACAAACUAUAUGUGGGGAAUUUGAGUCCUUUGGUCACUGUCGAGGACUUGAAGCAGCUCUUUGGCGAGAAGAAGCUUCCUGGGGCCGGGCAGGUUCUGCUCAAAUCCGGCUAUGCUUUUGUGGACUUCCCCGACCAAAACUGGGCCAUAAAAGCUAUUGAGACACUCUCUGGGAAAGUUGAAUUACAUGGGAAGGUGCUUGAGGUAGACUACUCUGUUCCCAAAAAGCUAAGGAGUCGGAAGAUCCAGAUCAGGAACAUUCCGUCUCAUCUACAGUGGGAGGUGAGUCAGUCAGUCAGUCAGUCAGUCAGUCAGUGCCUGGUGUUAUAGUCUUUGGGGUUUUGUUCGGUUUCGUUUUGGAUUUCAAUUUUGAGGUUGGUUCUGUUUGGGUGUGGCUUUGCCCUGAUUGGAAUCAUCCUCGUUUUUGGUCAGGAUAUGUAGGACCUGUCGCCUCGUUAGUUAGUCUUUUGUUUCAGCUGUGCUGGCCCAGAGCGGCUGGCCCUGGGGUCCAGGGGCCAUGAGAGUUUCAGCUGUGCUGGCCCAGAGCGGCUGGCCCUGGGGUCCAGGG